Molecule: messenger RNA, 2103 nt
Organism: Closterium sp. Naga37s-1
Lineage: Eukaryota; Viridiplantae; Streptophyta; Zygnematophyceae; Desmidiales; Closteriaceae
Source: the annotation of a GenBank genome assembly
AUGGUCGCUAUUAGGUCUGUUAGCCCGUCGCUCCCGCUCCUAGUAAUACUCCUCCUCCUCAUAGCUUCCUCGUCCUCUCCCCACUCGCCUUGCUCAGCCACCCGCGCCGCUGCCAUCGGCGCGCAGUUGCCACCUGCCCCAGUUCCGCCCGUGACCAGGAACCGCGAUGCGAACAGUACCAGCGUCUACACUCUGCUGCCCCGCGCGUGGCACCCGCCGUUGAUCCUCUCCUUUACUCAUGAAGCAGUGCAGUCGCCGCGUCAGCGCCACGUUUUCGGGCGGAAGUCGGGGCGGCCCGUAGAAGCGGCGGAAGUUUUUCCGCAGUCUGCGGAUGGGCGGGCGCCGGAGUCAGCCGCGCGCGGGCGCUCCCUGGCGGCUUCCGCCGCCGCCAGCGGCGCCGACGAGGGCGAGUGCGACGUAGAGUGGAUGCUGCUGUGGCCGGCGCGACAGGGAUGCUGGCGGCCGCGCAUGACGGCGCAAGGCGGAACUUCCGCGCGCGUGACUUCCGCCGCCUCCUCCUCCGCGCACCGCCAAGCUACCACGCAAAGCCUGACUUCCGCAGGCGCUGUGAUCGCGCAGGCUUCCGCGCCUCCCCCUUCCCCUCCCGACGACCGGCCAGGCGACGGGGAUGGGGGGAGCACUCCGCCCGCGGGGAACGAGGCGCGGCUGACACCCGACAAUGAGAUCAUCGGCGUGUGCCGAUUCGGAGCCCCCUCCACCAUCACCAUCGCCCCUGACUGGAACGGACAGACGUGGCGAGGCUGGGGCACUUCGCUGGCAUGGUUCGCCAACUACGUGGGCAAGCUGCCGGACGACCAGUUUGAUCUCAUAAUGGAUUUACUCUUCGACAAGGACAAGGGCAUCGGACUCAACUUGGCCCGCUACCUCAUAGGCGGCAGCGUCAACUACACCAACAGCCCCCAGUUCCUCACCGCCGCCUGGGAGACCCGCUCCAUCCCCGGCUUCCGCGUCCAGCCAAACGGGCCGUACGACUGGACGGCGGACGGGCGGCAGAGGCGGACAAUGCUCGCCGCCCUGGCGCGGAAUGUGGACGAGGUUGAGGCGGUGUCGUACUCGCCGCCCUGGUGGAUGACGGUCAGUGGGGACACUGCCGGGACAGAAACGGGCAAGUGCAACUUAAAGCCCGAGUACUUCCAGGCGUACACGGAGUAUCAAGCUUCGGUGAUCGAGCAUUACCGCACGCACUGGAACGUGACUUUCUCGACCAUGACCCCGGCGAAUGAGGCGUUGGAGGGGUGGUGGACGCAGGGCCACAAGAACGAGGGGUGCAACUACGGCCCUGAGAAGCUGACCACUCUUAUCCGGCUCCUCACAGCCACCUUAACGAGACGCAAGCUGCCGACAAAAGUCGCGGGGUUUGACAGUUUCGUCGGCGCGACUCUCCGGUACACGUUCAAGUUCCCUGCUGCAUUGAAGGCCGGCCUGUUUCGGCUGAACGUGCAUGGGUACAUAAACCCGCCGCCCAGCACGGCAGACACUCGGCAGUACAUGGAAGGUGUGAUGGUGAGCAUGCACCGCAUGGCGACCGGACUAGGGAAGGAGGUGUGGGUGUCGGAGGUGGGGCCGAUGUGGGUGAGCGGGAAUGAUGUCGGUGUGAUGCUGUUCACGGCGCGGCAGAUAGUGGAGACUGUCAACAUCAUGGGGGCUUCGGCCUGGAUUUUCUGGAUCUACCGGCUGAACGACACAGAAGUCAAGCCGUUGGAUCUGGUGAUCUCCAAGAAGCUCUACAUGCUGCAGCAGUUUGUGCGCGGGGCGCCGAGAGGAAGCCUGCCUUUGCGAAUCCACACGUCGGACGGGUGCCAGCACUGCAUUGCCGCCUUCUUCCACCCCGACCAGCACUUCGUUUCGAUUUUCAUCGUCAACCAGCGCGACACAACACACACAGCGACAUUUCCAUUCGAGGAUUUCGUGCCGUUUGACGCGGGGCAGGAGUGUGUGUUGGAGACGUAUCGCACGUCAGCGACGGAAAAUAACACGCUGGUGGCGACUCAAAGUUACACAGACGUGCCAGCUUCGAUACAGGUGGCGGCGCUGGGCAGCUCGAUGACUUCUGUGGUGCUGCGGAAUGUGGACCCCGCGUAG